AUGUGGCGGUUCUCAACGGUUCGUUUGCCAGCUGUUCGAGCUCACACUUUCUCAACGUACAGCGCAGUUCGCUCCGGUCACAACAAAUGGUCGACGAUUAAACACGACAAAGCCAAGAAUGAUGCUGAACGGAACAAGCUUUUCAACAAAUUUGCCAAUCAGAUAGCAUUGGCGGUGAAACUGGGCGGCGGGUCAACAGACCCGUCUUUGAAUGUGCGUCUGGCAGCGGCAAUCGAGUUGGCAAACAAGAACAAUGUCACGAAACGGGUGGUGGAAAAUGCGAUUCGAAAGGGUUCCGGUGCUACCGGCAAAGAUGGAGCACGUUCCGAAACAUGUACUUACGAGGGAAUGGGGCCCGGUGGGGUUGCUUUUGUCGUGGAGGCGCUAACAGACAACAAGAACCGAACCAUUGGGUUGGUUAGAAGCACUUUCUCCAAAGUAGGCGGCAGCAUGACGCCAACGCUGUAUUUUUUCGAUCGUAAAGGCAGCAUUUUGGUGCAGCCUCCUGCGAAUUUGGUGGAUUUCGACUCUGUGAUGGAGAAAGUGCUGGAGUUGGAGACAGUUGAAGAUCUGGAAGAAGUCCCGCGUGAAGAGCCAUGCUACGAGUCAUUGAAACCAGACUACGGAUCCACGGUCUACGAAGUGAGUUUCGAUCCAACGCAGACCAACCAAGUAGCUUCUAGCUUGAAAGAAAGCGGGUUCUACGUGCACGAUGUCAACAUUGGCUACGUGGCUAAAAACGACAUGAUGGUGGAGGCAUCCAGCGAAGAAACUCAGGCUAAACUUGUCAAGUUCAUGGAACAGCUUGACGAAAUCGAUGAUGUGACGGAUUUUUACUGCAACCUGAAGAAAAUAUGA
Molecule: messenger RNA, 858 nt
Organism: Lachancea sp. 'fantastica'
Lineage: Eukaryota; Fungi; Ascomycota; Saccharomycetes; Saccharomycetales; Saccharomycetaceae
Source: the annotation of a GenBank genome assembly